Rotaria sordida is the source of this 929-nucleotide messenger RNA. Lineage: Eukaryota; Metazoa; Rotifera; Eurotatoria; Philodinida; Philodinidae. The record is from the annotation of a GenBank genome assembly.
AUGGAACAGAAGAUAGGUGAUGAAGAAAUUCAAUCUGAAAGAAUUGGAUAUAUUCCUGAUCCAUUAUCCGAUCCAAUAGAACGUACUACUACAGAUAGUAUUCCUAUUAGUGCCAGUGGUGUUCUCGAUGUCAACGGCUCAUCAGUGUCUUCAGAUGAAAUUACUGAUUAUCUUUUGCACAAAAUUAAAAAUGACGGAACAAAGGAACAGAUGGACACUGAAAGUGUUUAUUUGAUUCCUCAUUCUUCGAAGCCUGUUAACGAAUAUUUUAAUCCAAAACUAUUCGUAGGUCUGUGUCCAACUUUAUUCUGUUAUGGACAUGGAGCACCUGAAGAUCAAUCGCGUCCAGUCAAAGUAAAUUUACGAGAACACAUGCGUUAUCUGUUAUCGUACAAUGAUCGACGUUUUGAAACAAACCAUAGUUUUAUAUUUGUCGUCUUCAAUCUAUUACAACGACGUGAUGCUUGUUUUCAUGUUCAGCUGAUCGCAACAAAACCUUACUUUCGAGUAUCUGCUGAUGAAAUUCAAUCCUUGAAAAGUAAAGAUAUUGAAAUAGCGCUUGAUUACAUUUCCAAAAAAACAUACAGUUCGGAAUCCAGCAGUGCAUUAAAUAAAUUAUUACAUCAUAUUAAAACCAUCGGUGGUCGAGUUAUGGUUUUAGCAUAUUCACGUACGGUAUUACAUACACGUAUUCAUGCAUUAAUCUACAAUCAGGGACUACCAAGCAUUUUUUUAACUUUAAAUCCAGCUGAUAUUCACAGUCCCGUGGCAUUAUAUUUUGCUGACAUCAAGCUUGAUUUGGACAAUAUUCAAAUGGAACAACUUAUGGAUAAUUACAAAAGAGCUGAAAUUAUAGCAUCUCAUCCUGUUGCUACUGCCAAAUAUUUCCAUUUAUUGAUCAGUAAUAUCUUAGAUACUAUGAUUGUUGG